AUCUUUCAGGAUAGUCUGAAGUUCAAGGGCACCUUUGCAUGCACUCGUUCGUAUUCCACGGGAGAUGUACCCAACCCAUGCCUGAGUAUUGCCGGUCUCGGGCCUAUCGGUCUUCCUCUUAACGACCGAGAAGCUCGCUCCAUAAUCACAUUGUGCGAACUGGGCAGUAUCUCAGCCGAAUGUCCUUGGAAUACUUGGCUCAAUUCAAAGCUCGUUCCCGUCAUCUGCAAGGAUCUUGACACCAACGGAAGCGUCCCUCCGAAUCUUGUGCUGAACAAUCUGUCGAUGAGAGGGGUUAUCGUUCGAUGCACCGCGCAUCAGUCUCAAUACCUAUUCAGCAUCAACGAUAAGGACACAGCAUUUGGAAUGCUCCUCAUAACUCUGCCUUCCGAAUUCACAGGAGGAGAGCUCCUCUUCUCCCAUGCCGGUCAAACAAGAAAAGUCGACUUUGCUCCCAAUAGCUCGUCCGCAACUCACAUCGUGGCAUCCUACGUCGGAGUCGAGCAGCUGCUGCAGCCCGUCACAACGGGAAACCAUCUCACAUUGUCUCACAGCCUUCUGCAGCCUCGCACUCACAUGAAAUCUUUUCCCGCAUUGCCAGACACUUCCCGUGCCAGGAGAAGGCUGCGCAAGGUCCUGCGUUCUUGGAAGCAAAUCGAUGACGAAUCAACACCACGGGUCGUGACUUGUCUACUCAGGUACAAGUAUUCUCGGAAGACCAGUUUCAGUGCGAAAAGCUUGAUCCGCUCGGACGCGAAUCUGAUCAGUCUCCUUCGUCCCAUUGCGGCCGAGCUGGACUUCGAAUUGUAUCUGGCGCACAUCGAUUUCAAGCGGUCAAUCCCGGCCUCGGCACCAGAACAUGAAUCUGACCGAGGUGGUUACGAUACCUCGGAUGCCGAGUGCGACCGAAUGAUCGACAAAGCAGUCAAUGUGAACAGCCUGGAGGUGGAUGAAACGGAGGAUGAGUGGGAGGAAUGCUUCAGCAUUCGUCGGAUUAUGGACCUGGAUGGGUUACCUGUCAAAGUCGAGGGGCUUCCCAUCGAGAUGGAUGAUUUUAUCAAUGGAUCGUGGAAGAACAGAACCCCCGAUAAAAAGUCUUUUGUGGAGGCGGAGAUUAGCUUGGGGGUUAGUUCCACCCAAACACUUUUGUAUCAACGCGUCGCGCUUCUCCUGUGGCCCAAAAGCAGUGGGCUGGCUGUCACGGUCGGCGACGUUCGGGACUACGCAUCACAUGCCUUGAAGAAAUACAAGUCCCUCGAACCGACAACUCGAGAAGUCAAUCUAGUGAACAAUCUUCUCCGAUGGUGUUCUAGACAGUCAAAGAGCCAAGAUAAUGCAAAGGAGCUGAUCAUUGCUCUCGGCGCUCUUCGGCAGUAG
Molecule: messenger RNA, 1377 nt
Organism: Heterobasidion irregulare TC 32-1
Lineage: Eukaryota; Fungi; Basidiomycota; Agaricomycetes; Russulales; Bondarzewiaceae
Exons: 4
Source: RefSeq, a predicted model, not a curated record